AUGAGAAUCAAGGUCAAGACAUCUACUGCUACAGACGUGAUUUCCAUAGAAGACGAGUCCAUCUCGGUUGCUGAACUAGCGCUGUUUAUAUCUCGAACAUCGUCGAAACUUGCAAACAUCUCCAUCACUUCAUUCAAGGUUGGCUUUCCCCCACAGUCUAUAGAUGCCGGUUCAGAUGUGCUGAUUAAGGAAGCUGGGAUACGUGCCAACCAGCAGAUAUUAGCGGAAACGGGUCCUUCAACGGGGAUUACCGAGGAAGGGUCUUCAGUGGUUGCUGCUUCUUCGAAACCUAAAGAGUCUAGUGACGUUCCUAGUGUGUUCAUUAAGCAACUUAAUAAGUAUGCUAUACUUAGGAAUGUUCCGGAUGACAACUCGUGCAUGUUUAGAGCUAUCAGUUAUUCACUUACGAACCAGCUUUCUAUGGACGAUAUCAACCUUCGACAGCUUGUGUCGACGAGAAUUGCCAGUGAUCCGUUUACGUAUAAUGAGAUGGUUCUUGGAAGACCUAUAGACAAGUACUGUGAGUGGAUUGAAAAGAAGGAUUCCUGGGGCGGUGCUAUUGAACUAGGGAUCAUUGCCAGUUCUUUAGGGAUUCGGAUAAACUGUUUUGAUGUGGAGCUGGGCAACGUAAUGGUAUUCCAAGAUGAAGCCGAGAAACCGUCCAAGUUCAUUUGUCUCGUUUACUCGGGUAUCCAUUACGAUAGCAUUGCAUUGAAUAGCGUUUCCAGCACCAAAAAAGAAGGAGAUGUUGGCCACUGGACUCUGAGUGAAGAAGAGAUCGUGGACGCCAGCAAGCAGCUCGUCAAGCUUCUUCAGCUGAGAAAUUAUUCUACCAACACCACGACGUUCAGAGUACGUUGUUUGGAGUGUUACCUGGUGCUAGUGGGAGAAAACGGAGCAUCCAAGCACGCCAACGAAACCGGCCAUUUCUCCUUUGGCGAGGUGAAGUAG
Candidozyma haemuli is the source of this 951-nucleotide messenger RNA. RefSeq names its product ubiquitin-specific protease. Lineage: Eukaryota; Fungi; Ascomycota; Pichiomycetes; Serinales; Metschnikowiaceae. The transcript has a single exon. The coding region runs from base 1 to 951 and encodes 316 amino acids. The record is from RefSeq and is a predicted model, not a curated record. Gene Ontology annotation, biological process: endoplasmic reticulum unfolded protein response; protein deubiquitination. Gene Ontology annotation, molecular function: cysteine-type deubiquitinase activity. Gene Ontology annotation, cellular component: nucleus; cytosol.